This is a messenger RNA of Rotaria sp. Silwood2, 948 nucleotides long. Lineage: Eukaryota; Metazoa; Rotifera; Eurotatoria; Philodinida; Philodinidae. The record is from the annotation of a GenBank genome assembly.
AUGGCUAUUGGACAUUUUAAAGCAGUGACACCACCCAACUUUGACUCACUUUAUUAUCAAGGAUGCGCACGUCUUGAAUUAGAUAAAAGAGACGAGAUAUUUAAUGCAAUCGAAAAUUUCAAUGAAGCAUUGAAAUUGAAAAUUCCACAAUCUAAACACGAAAUAAAUAUCUAUUACAAACGUGCUUUUGCCUGUGCAUUGAUUGGUCAAUAUGCAGAAGCCAUUAUUGAUUAUACAAUAUAUAUUCAAAAAGAUGAAUCAAAUGCACAUAAAGGAUAUUUAAGUCGAGGUCUUGUUUACAGUGAAAUAAAACAAUAUGAAAAUGCACUGAAAGAUAUACAAAAAGCAAAUGAUUUAUUAAAGUGCUCAAAGUACUAUACAUAUUGCUUGGCAAAAGCUAAAGCGUUUCUUGGGCAAGUUGUUGAGGCGAAAAAAGAUUUCGAAAGUCUUAUCAAUACGUGUGCUUCUGAAUGCCAAACACCUGAGAAAAAUUUUGAUACUCAUUACUAUUAUGGACUUGCUUUAUACGAAAGACAAAGAUAUUCUGCUGCAAGAAAGCAAUUCGAGGAAGCAUUGAAGUUCCCCAAGAAUAAACAAGAAGUCAAUGCGCUAUAUUAUAGUGGUUUAACUCUGAAUGCACUUGGAGAUAUUAAAGGUGCAACAGAAAAACUGGAAGAGGCAAAUAAAUCGAAUGAAAAUCAUAUAUCAUCCCUUAUUCGACUUGCAAUGAUCACAAGCGAAAAUGAUGACUUACAAUCAGACGCUUUGAAGUAUUUAAAUCAAGCCCAUAAUGCGGCUCCUCAUAGGAUGGAUGUAUUGUACAUUAGAGGAGAACUUCAUCGUAAGAUGGGACAAAUCGGAGCAUGCAUACGUGACCAUCAAUUGGCGUUGCAACUAGAAGAAAAAGAAACUAAUUCAUUGGCUAUGAGACAUGACUACGAGGUAUGA